Molecule: messenger RNA, 5756 nt
Organism: Lotus japonicus
Lineage: Eukaryota; Viridiplantae; Streptophyta; Magnoliopsida; Fabales; Fabaceae
Exons: 1
Coding region: 14-910 (298 amino acids)
Source: RefSeq, a predicted model, not a curated record
UGUGAAUUUACCCAUGUACUCAAAGGACACUACUAAACCAAGAUCCCUAGGGACUGAGCCGCGAGUGCAUCAUGCAGGGCGAACAAUGGAGAAUAGAAGGAAGCGCGACGAGGAGGUAAAUGGAGGAAAAAGGUCGUAUGCUCAGGUAGUAUCGGGAGUUGGGGGAUCUGAGCAAUCAGACAGUUCGCUAGGAGAUGCGCUAAAAGAAACACCGGUGGAAGUCUGGUAUGGACCACCGGUUCCACAGGCGGAGGCUUGGCUCGAAAGAAGCAUGGUAGGCAUAAUAAGAAACCUGGACCUGAUUCCCUCGCUGCAAGAUGCCUUUAUUCUUGAGGGUUUCAAGACUAUACAUGUCAGGUAUAUGGGCGAUGAUUUGGCCCUUAUAACUGGACCUAGGGAUAUGAAUUUGGAAGAAACCUUGGAUGUAUCAAAGGAAUGGCUUAAUGACAUCUUUGAGGUGGUCUAUACCUGGUCCCCAUCAGUUGCCCAUGACCACCGUGUCACUUGGCUUCGUUGCUCUGGCCUCCCUCUCCAUAUGUGGACCAAGGAAUGCUUGGCUCACCUUGUUUCUCCGGUGGGGACGCUAAUGGCAGUAGAUGGAGCAACACUGUCUUUCUCCAGGUUGGACUACGCAAGGGUAUUAGUGCGCACAUCAAAACUGGAGACGAUUGUUGUUUACAAGAAAGUGAAUGCUAAUGGUGGCACCUACACCAUUCGCAUCAAUGAAGAGAUGAAUGCUGAUAUAUCUCAUUGCUGCAAUGGCCCUGGAAGUGUGAACGACAGUGAUGACUUCCCGUCAGUGUGGUCCGGGAGCGAAGACAAAAAUGAUGAGGAAUCGGUUUUUUCAGAGACACCUGAUGAGGGCAGGGGCCGUGAUGAUGACAGGUUUAUUGCGACUUCCGGCGUUUAGCGCCGGGAACCACUUUCGGCGGCGGAUGAGGCAGUCCAAUCACCCCAUGACGCAUUAAACGCAUCGGUUGGAGCAAGCAACAAUUCACCCCUUGACGGCGGGGGGGGGUUCGCUGGCACUCCAAUAAUGGCUUCCACAGAAAACCAUGCAAUUAUUGGGAGUGGAUUGAAUGCAGGGAAGAUUCGAAUUCUGCAGAGAUGUAACAGUUUUGCAGAUUUAAUUGGGUCAAAUGGGAAUGGGAAUGGGAAUGGGACCCACAUUAAUUUACAAUGUGUUUCAUCUGUGGGCCAUGGAAAUUAAGGGAUACAUUCAGAAGGGAUGAACAAUGAAGACUUGAGGCCAGUUCAGCAGGCCUGUGAAUCGGAGGCCCAAUCAGGAGGUGGUCCGGAUCCUGGGGCAGUCCAAACUGACCCAAAUGGACCACGUGUUCCCCUUACUCAGUUUGAAAAUUCUCACUUGAUCCCCUAAUUGCAGAAUAAUCUGGAGAUUUCAACCCAAAUUAGGGAUUCUUUCCUCCAUAGAGAUAACAUCGAAGGUGCUGUGAGAGUAGAAAAUUCAGAAGUGCUUGCCCCAAAUGUCGUGGGUGGGGUGGGAAGAUUGAUCGAUGACCUUGCUCAACAAGCAUCCAAGGAUGACUCUUGGGUAAUCAGGGACGCGUCGACAAGGAAGUUGGUACGCCAGCGACUCUACUCACUUUCGUGCUCUCACUCUCGAUCUGACUCAGGUGGGAGCAAAAACGAUAGGCCAGUUUGGCUAAAGGAUGCGUCUUUGGAGGCUAGUAACAUUUGGAAGGAAGGAAGAUAAUUGGGAGUUUCGUUUUCUGGAAGGGAAGAUGAUAUCAUCAGAAAAUUGGCCCAGUUGGAACACAGGGAUAUGCAGGGGAUUAGCACCACAAUGGGCGCUGGACCUGCAAGGGGAAUGGAAGGUUUAUCAUGAAGAUUUUAUCCUACAAUGUGAGAGGCCUUGACAGUUCUUCCAAGAGGCGUGUGAUUCGUGAAUUGGUGAUGAAAGAACAGUUUGAGCUUGUUUGUAUUCAAGAAACAAAAUUGCAAAACGUGAAUCAACGAGUCUGUGCUCAAGUUUGGGGUGAUUCUAGGUUCAGUUGGCUUGGUGUACCCGCUGUGAACCGAGCUGGUGGAUUAUUGUGCAUUUGGAAGGAGGACUUGUUCAAGGUUUCAGAAUCCUUUUCUGGUGUGGGAUUCUUAGGCCUGGUGGGAAUGUGGGGGAGAGAUGAGAUUCAUAGUGUUAUUGUCAAUGUUUACUCAUCCUGUAACUUGGAUGAUAAGAGGGUCUUGUGGGCAAAUUUACUGGCUAUGCGAGAAAAUAACCAGCCUUCGAUUUGGUGCUUGGCGGGUGACUUUAAUGCGGUAAGGAAUGCAAAAGAAAGAAGGGAUCCUCGGGAAGAUCUCAGUUGCAGCAUAGGGAGAUUACUGAGUUUAACAACUUCAUCACGGAGAUGUCUCUGGUAGAUAUACCGCUUGCAGGCAGAAAAUCCACAUGGACAAGACCAAAUGGCCAGGCAAGAAGUAGAAUUGAUCGGUUCUUAGUCUCUCAUGAUUGGCUUCAGGUAUGGCAAAACAGCUCUCAACUUGUCCUCAAUAGGGAUAUUUCGGACCAUUGUCCAUUGCUCUUACGUUGUCUGGUGCAAUAUUGGGGGCCCAAGCCCUUCAAUGUGUUGAAUUUUUGGUUCCACGACCACCGCUUCCCGCUGUUUGUGAAACAAUCUUGGGAUGGCAUCCAGGUUGAUGGCUGGGGUGCUUUUGUACUUAAAGAAAAAUUAAAAGUACUUAAACAGAGACUGAAAGCUUGGAAUUCUAAGGUCUUUGGUGAUUUGCGCAAGAGGAGAGUGGAUACAGUACAUCGAAUAAAUGAGUUAGAUAUGAAGGAGGAAGAGGAAAGUUUGUCUGUGGUUGAGGUUGAGGAGUGUAAGAGGCUGCUGUAUGAAUUCUGGUUCGUUCUAAAGCUACAUGAGUCACUGUUAUGUCAAAAGUCACGGUCUAGAUGGCUAAAAGAAGGGGACUAGAACAAGAAAUUUUUCCAUUCUGUGAUUAAUUGGAGGCGGAGAACAAAUACAGUGAUUGGCCUCAUGAUAGAUGGCGUGUGGGAGGAAAGCCCACGUAAGGUAAAGGAUGAAGUUACCUCCUACUUCUCAAAGAAAUUUGCAGCAGACAUUGGUGAUGGCCUACGGCUGGAUGGUGUACAAUUCAAAACCGUCUCUUCUGCAGAUAACACUUUCUUAAUUAGGAAGUUUGAGCCCGGGGAGAUAAAGGAAGCUAUUUGGGACUGUGGAGGGGAUAAGAGUCCUGGUCCUAAUGGGUUUAAUUUCCGGUUUAUACAGCAAUUCUGGCAGCUAUUGGAAUAUAAUUUUAUUCGUGAAGUUGAUGAUUUCUGGCAGCUUGGGGCUUGACCUAAGGGAAGCAAUGCGUCCUUUAUUGCUUUAAUCCCGAAGGUGGAUGACCCCCAGAGUUUGAAUGACUUUCGUCCCAUCUCACUUAUCAGCUGCAUGUAUAAAGUGGUGUCAAAGUUGCUUGCAAACAGGCUAAAGAAGGUUCUGGAUAAUCUAAUUAGUGAACAGCAGUUUGCGUUCCUAGGCGGGAGACAGAUGUUGGAUAGUGUGGUGGUAGUAAAUGAAGCUAUCAAUGCUGCGAAACGUUCCAAAAAGCCAACGGUGAUCUUUAAGGUUGAUGAUUAUGAGAAGGUCUACGAUUCCGUCAGAUGGGAUUUUUUAUUUUAUAUGUUGGGACAGAUGAAUUUCUGUAUUAAAUGGAUUAAUUGGAUGAAAAGUUGUUUGAGCUCUGCCACUGUUUCAGUGUUGGUGAAUGGUAGCCUAGGGGCUGAAUUUAGAAUGGAGAAGGGUCUUAGCACCAUUCUUAUUCUUGAUUGUGGCGGAGGGACUUAAUAGACUAUUUUUUCAAGCUGUCAAUAGUGGUAAAUUUACUGGCUUCAAGUUUGGGACCGAAAGUGCUCUGGAAAUCCCGCUACUUCAGUUUGCAGAUGAUACAGUGUUCCUUGGUGAGGCGACUAUGCGUAAUAUUGCUACCAUCAAAUGUGUGUUGCGGUGCUUUGAACUGGCAUCAGGUUUGAAAGUAAAUUUUCACAAGAGUAAAUUGGCAAGUGUAGCUGUGGAAGCGGGUGUCCUAUCCAGGUUUGCAACUGUGCUCAACUAUAAAUUGAUGUCAAUUCCUUUUAUUUAUUUGGGCAUUCCGAUGGGUGGGAAACCAAGAGGAGCGCAACUUUGGGACUCUGUCAUUAAUAAGUUCAGGAGCAAACUAUCUAAAUGGAAACAGCGGAUGGUUUCCUUUGGAGGAAGAGUUUGCCUCAUCCAGAGUGUACUUUCUGCCUUAUCACUAUUCUUUUUGUCGUUCUUUAAAUUGCUGGUUAGUGUUGGCAAACGUUGCAUUAGACUCAUGCGCAAUUUUCUGUGGGGAGGUUCGGAUGAGGACAAUAAAUUACUUGGGUAAAAUGGGCUGAGGUGUGUAAGCCUAAGGAGUCUGGUGGUUUGGGGAUAAAGGAUUUGUUUGCUUUUAACAAGGCCUUAAUUGGGAAGUAGAGAUGGAGAUAUUUAACAGAGCCUAAUAGCCUAUGGGUGAGGGUGAUAAAAUCUCAAUCUGAUCAUUAUUCUUGUGCCUCGACUUGGUGGAGGGACGUCUUAGCUCUUUGUCCUGAUGAGGAAGGGGAAUGGUUUUCUUUAGGAUUAGAAAAGGUAGUUGGAGAAGGAGACCAAACGAAAUUCUGGACAGAAGAUUGGCUUGGCUCAGGUGUUUUAGCAGUGAGGUUCCACAUGUUAUUUCUUAUGUCAAAAAAUAAAUCUGCUACUGUAAAGGAGCUUGGCACUUGGUCAGAAGGGGUUUGGCGGUGGAAAUUUGAAUGAAGACGAAAUCUGAGAGGAAGGGAAUUAAUUUGGCUGGAAAAUCUUGAAACAGUGUUGAAUGGAGGCGGUUUGGUGGAGGGGAGGCCUGACCGGUGGGUGUGGGUGCCAGGUGAUGAGGGAGUUUUUACUGUUAACACAGCUUACUCUAUUUUGCAGGUUCAUGAUAUGGAAGACCCGGUUUGUGAUUUUGCUUCUAUCUGGGCAACUCCAGCGCCUUCAAGUGCAAGAGCUUUUGUUUGGCGCUUGAUGUUGGAUCGGAUCCAAACUAGGGACAAUUUAAGAAGACGGCGUGUGCUCUCCAACCCGGAAGAAUUGCUAUGUCCAUUCUGCCUUUCUGUGGAGGAGAGUAGUGCUCACUUACUCUUCUCUUGUGCAUUCUCAAUGGAGGUUUGUCAAUCUAUAUAUCGCUGGCUUGGCUUAUCUGUGGCUCUCCCAAACUCACCUGCGGCUCAUCACGCCCAAUUCACUAUUUUGGGGCAAAAUAAAAACCAACGAUUAGGAGGACUAGCUAUUUGGACAGCUACUGUUUGGUCGUUGUGGCUCUUCAGGAAUUCAGUUAUUUUUAGAGAUGGUGAUUUGAACAGCAGUUUUAUUCUAGAUUUGAUACAGUCACGCUCAUGGCAUUGGCUCAAGGCACGUUGGAGUGGAUUUUGCAACUCUAUGUAUUAGGGGUGGAAAUAGGCCGAGCCGAGCCAAGCUUUGCGUGGCCUAGGCCUGGCCUGCAUUUUUUUUUUCGUGGCCCAAGCCUAGCCUGUGGCUUAUCAAUAGGCCAAAUUUUAUGGCUUGGCCUGACCUUUUCUAGGGUCUGGCCUGACCUACAAGCCUUCUUAAAAGCCUAUUUAACAGACAAUUUUAUCAAAAGAAGGUCAUUAGGCUUGCGGGCUAAUAAGCCUUUUAUAUAUCAUUGCACUUUAUUUUCAAAUAAAAAAACUUGUAUCAUUGCAUUACAAAAACUAAACCUAUAUCAUUGGAGGA